CGGCUCCGGGAGCUUUAGUCAACCCCACACAAGGUUGUUUAACAAGACGUCACCCCGCCACCACCAACCUCGAUCCGUCAUCGGCAUCAGUGAAACUCCAAGUCUUGGCCCUUCAUCUCUUCAAUUGAUUGAUUGUAUUGUGUAUUGGGCUUUUGUCGAGACUGAGUUGAGAUAUCAAGAUGGCUCUCCUUCAACGAUUGGCCGCUCCAUCGCGAGGAGCUCUGCGUCAAUCUCCAGUUAUCUCGUUGAUGAUCACAAGGAGAGCUUCCAAUGUCGCUCCCCCAAAGCUCAAAGACCCAUCACUUCUCAAGCAGGAUGUUUGUUAUGUCAAUGGUGAAUGGGUCAAGGCCGGCUCCGGCAAGACGUUCGAAGUCCAUGAUCCUUCCACUGGCAAACUCAUCGGAACAUGCCCCGAAUUCAACUCCAAAGAUACCCAAUUAGCCAUUGCCGCUGCUGCAGAUGCGUUCCCUUCAUUCCGCGCCAAGACCGGCCGUGAGCGCUCAAAGCUAUUGCGCGCUUGGUAUGAUCAAAUGGCCGCCAACGCUGAGGAUAUCGCAAAGAUUAUUACCUGGGAGAAUGGAAAGCCCAUCGCCGACGCCAAGGGUGAGACCACAUAUGCUGCAAACUUUCUCGAGUGGUUCAGUGAGGAAGCACCACGAGUAUAUGGUGAUACAAUUCCUAGCUCGGUUCCUGGAAACCGUGUUUGGACCAUCAAGGAGCCCGUUGGAGUCUGCGGUCUCAUCACACCAUGGAACUUCCCUGCUGCCAUGAUCACACGAAAAAUCGGACCAGCCCUGGCAGCAGGUUGCACGGUCGUCGCAAAGUCCCCUGCCGAAACACCAUUUACUUCACUCGCCUUGGCCGAAUUGGCUCACCGCGCAGGCAUCCCCAAGGGUGUCGUCAACGUCGUGACCUCACACGAAAACACACCCGAGCUCGGCGAGCUUCUCACAUCUGACCCUACUAUCCGCAAGGUCUCCUUCACAGGAUCCACCGGUGUUGGCAAGCUUCUUAUGAAGCAGUCUUCCGGCACUCUUAAGAAGCUCUCCAUGGAGCUUGGUGGCAACGCCCCUUUCAUCGUCUUCGAUGACGCUGAUGUGGAUGCUGCUGUGGCUGGAGCUAUCGCGUCCAAGUUCCGAUCUUCAGGCCAGACCUGUGUCUGCGCCAACCGAAUUUAUGUCCAGCGCGGAAUCUACGAUGAGUUCGUGUCCAAGUUUACCGAAAAGGUCAAGUCUUUCAGUGUAGGCAACGGUUUUGACCAAGGCGUUACACAUGGACCUCUGAUCCACGAUCGAGCUAUUGAGAAGGUUGAGGCUCAUGUCAAGGAUGCUGAGAAGAAGGGUGGAAAGAUCACCAUCGGAGGCAAGCGACUCAACGACCUUGGCUCCAACUUCUAUGCACCCACUGUCAUUCGUGACAUGACCCCUGAGAUGGACAUGGCCUCACAAGAGACCUUUGGACCUGUCGCCGGUCUCUUCCCCUUCGAGACAGAGGAAGAAGUUGUCAAGAUGGCCAACAACACCGAGGUUGGUCUAGCAGGCUAUUUCUUCUCCCGGGAUAUUGAGCGUGUGCACCGCAUUGCUGAGUCUCUUGAGGUUGGUAUGGUUGGAGUCAACACUGGUAUCAUUUCCGACGCUGCUGCGCCUUUCGGUGGUGUCAAGGAGAGUGGGUUCGGUCGCGAGGGCUCCCUAUAUGGAAUCGGAGAGUAUCAGAUUACAAAGAUGAUUACAUAUGGAGGCAUGGGCAAGCCCCUUCAGUCAUAAGCUGAUGAGCAUGUCCAAUGCAUGAGUUUAGUAUGGUAUGUAAUAAAGAAUGAAGCUGUCACCUACAGACAGAACAAUGCAUUUGCACACACCGAAUGCUAGUCCAUGGAGUAGUUUGUCCUGCAACUUGGUUUCUAUAUAUUGAAGAUAAGCUUUAUAGGUGCCUUUCUUUUGCUGUCAGCACUUCAGUAGCUUUUCAGGAGAACACUAUUAUAAAAGGGUUUGACUCAUCUU
This is a messenger RNA of Fusarium odoratissimum NRRL 54006, 1997 nucleotides long. Its product is annotated as succinate-semialdehyde dehydrogenase (NADP+). Gene Ontology annotation, biological process: GABA catabolic process. The record is from RefSeq and is a predicted model, not a curated record. NCBI's taxonomy places the organism in Eukaryota, Fungi, Ascomycota, Sordariomycetes, Hypocreales, Nectriaceae. The transcript is spliced from 4 exons. Gene Ontology annotation, molecular function: succinate-semialdehyde dehydrogenase (NAD+) activity. Bases 180 to 1763 code for a protein of 527 amino acids.